AUGAAUUCCGCUCUGCGUCGCGCGCGCCCCACCAUGACGGGCCUGACGCGCCAGCUACACGGCCUGGCGUCCUCGGCGCCUCCUGCUGCCGCCGCCGCCGCCUCCUCUUCGAUCCCGGGCCAGCGCCGCAAGAGCACAGCUGCCGAGAGCGCGGCUGCCAUUACGCAGGCCGAGGCCACGCGCGGCCCGCGCUGCAGCCCCGGCCUCGUGGUGUUCGACAAGGACGGCACGCUCAUCGACUUCACGCUCAUGUGGGGCGGCUGGGUCGAGUCGCAAGCCUGGAAGGUCGAGAUGACCACGGGGCUGCCCGUGCGCGAGAAGCUCUUCGCCGCCAUGGGCUACGAUUGGAUCAGCCGCUCCAUCAAGUCCAAGGGCGCGCUGUGCUGCACGCCCAUGGGCGAACUCUACAAGCUCGCGGUGCGCGUGCUGGUGGCCGAGGGCAUGCGCCAGUCCAAGGCCGACGAGGUCAUCAAGCAGUGCUGGAGCAUGCCCGACCCCGUGCUCACGAGCCGGCCACUCGCCAACAUCCCGGCGCUCUUCCGCACCAUCAAGAAAAUGGACAUGAAGAUCGCCGUGUGCACCACGGACGACCGCCAGCCCACGAUCGACACGCUCGAGCACUUGGGCGUCACCGACAUGGUGGACGCGCUCGCCUGCGGCGACGACGGCCUGCCCGCCAAGCCCGCGGGCGAGCAGAUCUGGACCAUCUGCCAGCAGCUCGGGGUCGCGCCGCACGAUACCAUCAUGGUCGGAGACACCUCCACUGACAUGCUGCUCGGCAAGAACGCCGGCUGCGGACUGUCCAUCGGCGUGCUGGGCGGCGCGUCGUCGCUCGACGACUUGGCAGAAGACGCCGACUUGCUCGUACCCUCUAUCGACCGCAUCAUCAAGGUGCUGUUCCAGUACGGCCAGCAGGCCAAGCGCUUUGGCGAUGCCAAGUGA
Phytophthora sojae is the source of this 942-nucleotide messenger RNA. RefSeq lists its product as hypothetical. The transcript has a single exon. Bases 1 to 942 code for a protein of 313 amino acids. Lineage: Eukaryota; Oomycota; Peronosporomycetes; Peronosporales; Peronosporaceae. Gene Ontology annotation, biological process: DNA repair; dephosphorylation. The record is from RefSeq and is a predicted model, not a curated record. Gene Ontology annotation, molecular function: phosphoglycolate phosphatase activity.